CAGAACUUUGCAGAGGCUUGAAAGCCUGAGCAGGAUCAGAUGCAGUGCAGGAUUUCUGUCCCUGAAAUUCACCUAAAUUCAUACAAGGAUCAACUUUAUCUAUUUUGGACUUAGCUCAAGGAUAGAUAGACCCAUUCAAUCGUUUUUCUUUAAUUCUGGACUCUACUGGUAACUCACUGGACUGUUUUUUGGACUCUACUGGACUAAAUUGGACAUUCCGGGGUUAAUUCUUUGUAGUAAGCUCUUAUAAACUCUGAGGCAGCAGUAUUGGCAGUUUGAAUGGAUUUAUUUUACACUGCAGUUCCUUAAUUUUUGAAGAAUCUGGCCAUCCCAGAUAAAAUAAGGCAAAGAAAAAUAGCUUCAAAUAGCUCCUUUAGACCAAAUUAUGUAUUUAUUUCUUUUAAAAAAAAGUUAAGUCUGGAGUGGAAAACGGUAAUUUGUAAAACUAACAAUAGAAGCUCAGUUUGGCUCAGGUGAGUUUCAAUAACAGAGCAGAAAAGAAACCAGCUGCAUUACUGGAGUAUUUGUUUUGACAGUAAGGCUGGCAUUCUCAUUUAGAUGUUGGUGUAGUUUAAACUUCAUGUCUUGGAGGAUGCAAACAAUCAUCAGAAGCAGCAGCAGUUGCAGCAGGAUGAGUCUUCUGUGCGUGCUGUGGCUGCUGACGGUCUGUCUGGCUCCUGGGAGCCGAGCUCAGAGGCUGAAGGAAGCAGAGAGGGAGAAGCCAGCAGAGAAAGUUCCGCUUAUGGAGAGCGAUGGAGUCUGUUACCAAGAAGGAUGUUACGCUGUCUUCCUCCAGAAGAAGACCUUCAGGGAGGCUGGGCGCAGCUGCCGAGAGCGCGGAGGGACCUUGGCGACGAUUUAUAACCAAGAAGCUGCAGCUGUCGUCCACGACCUGCUGUCAGCCAUCGAGACACAGGGAUCUGAGUCAAAGCUUUACCUCUGGAUUGGGUUGCACAGACCUCCACGUCAGUGUUCAUCCACCCGACCGCUCAGAGGAUUCGUCUGGGUCACAGGAGACCAGAAUGUCCAGUUCACCGACUGGCUCAAAGAAUACUCCCCAUCAACUUGUGGAGUCUAUCGCUGCGUUUCCAUGAUUGUUCACACAUCUGAGAGCGGGCGUGAGAGCGAAGAAAACUUCCAGUGGCUUGACGGCUCCUGCUCGGUUCCACUGAAUGGCUAUGUUUGCCAGUACAACUACAAAGGCAUGUGCCCACCUCUUGAAGAUGAGGGUAGAGGUUCACCUGUUUACACCACCCCAUUUUACCUUGCCAGCAGUCUGCUGACUCAUGUGCCAUUUGGGUCUGUGGCCACCGUGCAAUGCCCUGCAGACGGCGCAAAUCCAGAUCCUACUGAGAAGACUGCUCUGUGCAUCCAGAGAGACGACGAAACAGUGGGCUGGUCCACCGAUUCUCCACUUUGUCCACCCAUUGAGGAACCACAGAGCCAAGACUGGUGUAGCAAGAACCACGGAUGUGAGCAGCACUGCCAGAACACAGACACAGAUUACUACUGUUACUGCUCUGAGGGCUUCACAGUAGAUAAGGAUGGAUACAGCUGCAAGCCUGACACGCUGAGCCAAACCAACCCACCUGAGCUAUCUGACUCUGCAGGUCCCACCGACUUGCCUCACAUCAACCCGGCCUGUGUGGAGAUGGGGUGUGAGUAUAACUGCAUGGAGACCCAACGGGGUCUUCGGUGCACAUGCCCCCCAGGCUAUCAAAUGGCUCCAGAUGGCCGCAGGUGUUCCGAUGUAGAUGAAUGUCAGCAAGGACCGUGUCCCCAGCUCUGUGUCAACAUCCCAGGUACCUUCCACUGCACCUGCCUUUCAGGGUAUCAGCCAGACGACGAGGGCGAGUGUGUGGAUGUGGAUGAAUGCCUCGAUGAUGGCAGCUGUGAGGGUGUGUGUGAAAACACAGUGGGGUCCUUCAGGUGCAUGUGUGGCGCUGGCUAUGAGGUGGGCAGCGAAGGAGAGUGUGUAGAUAUAGAUGAGUGUGCAAGGGAGUCGCCCUGCCAACAGCACUGUCUCAACCUCAUCGGAGAUUACGAGUGUUUCUGCGACAAUGGCUACGACCUGCAGUUAGACAGACACACCUGCCAGCCUUCGCUUGAAGACGAAGAGUAUUCUACUCUGACCCCCGACCCAGGUAACUCUGUUCAUGUAGCCAUCUUUGACCAUGAUAUUCCCUGGUCCUCUUCAUUCACUCCUGACCCAAACUUUGAAGUUGACACCAACUUUGAUGCUGACUGGGUGACAGAGGCCCCUGAAGGACUUCCCCCUGAUGGGUCUCACAGGUCAGGAAAUCACCUAAACCAGUGGGACACCCUGUCACCCAGGGGAUAUCAGACAUCCCCGUCCCCGACGCAAAAAGGCAACAUAGACAAUGAAAUUAAUAAUGGUGUGGAUGCUGAUGCAGGAAGUAGAGACUCUGGUCCAGGUGUGGCAGAGGACACUGCAAAUGGUUCAAAUUCAGAGGAACCUAACAUGGGUGGUGCAGAAGAAGCUAGCGUCAAAGCUACGGCAGAAGCAGAGUCUGCUGAAGGUCAACGGAAGCACGACAAGAGCUGGCUGCUCGUGGCCCUCCUGGUGCCCCUGUGUGUGUUCCUGGUAGUAAUGCUAGCUCUGGGGAUUGUUUACUGCACCAGCUGUGCUGUGGACAAGAGCCUUCGCUUUUCAGACUGCUAUCGCUGGAUACUCCCCACAACGCCUCCUGAGAGGAGGGAAGUGAAAACCCAAGCAUGAAACCAAAAAUAAUCAAACACGCACGGAUGUCCUUAAAAUGCAAAUGUCUGUUAAGAUUUGUCUAAAACUGCUAUCCACUCAUCAAGAAAACUUUUCACUUUUGUCCUCUUGCACAGCUUUUGUAAAUAAUGUAGUCUGCCAUCAUUUUUUUUGUUUUGUUUUUGUUUGUUUGGUUUUUU
Molecule: messenger RNA, 2919 nt
Organism: Neolamprologus brichardi
Lineage: Eukaryota; Metazoa; Chordata; Actinopteri; Cichliformes; Cichlidae
Molecular function (GO): calcium ion binding
Source: RefSeq, a predicted model, not a curated record